GCAUUUGAGCAUUUAAUCAACUAGAAAAUCAAAAGGAUUAUAUUGAUUAAGGUUUGGAUAAUGGAGAAGAGUGAAUCAACCAAGAUUGAUGUUGCAGAGUCGAGCAAAGAAAGGAAAGGGAAAGCUCCCCUCUUGGGAGCUCUUAACGUUGCAUCUGACAAUAAGGCGGCGCCGGCGCCGGUAGGCGGCGGCGGAUAUAAAAAGGGGCUUGCCAUCUUCGACCUCAUCCUUAGAAUAUGUACUGUCGCCACCGCCAUCGCCGCCACCGUCACCAUGGCAACCGCCGAGGAAACUCUUCCGUUUUUCACUCAGUUUUUUCAGUUCGAAGCUAGCUACGAUGAUAUCCCAACUUUCUCGUUCUUUGUGAUUAGCAUGGGGAUAGUGUCUGGAUACCUGGUUCUUUCAAUACCCUUCUCCAUAGUGUGCAUUGCACGUUCAUAUGCACUCGGUCCAAGGAUGUUUCUAAUCAUAGCCGACACAGUGGCGAUUACGUUGGCAACGGCGGCGGCGGGGUCGUCGGCGGCCAUCGUUUACUUGGCUCACAACGGGAGUUCAGACGCCAAUUGGCUUGCAAUCUGUCAGCAAUUUGGGGAUUUCUGCCAGAGGGCGAGCAGCGCGGUGGUUGUGGCUUUCGUCACGGUGGUGAUCUUGAUUAUCAUGGUGGUUUUCUCUGCUUGUGCUCUUCGAAGACGCUGAUGAUUAAUCAACAAAAUAUAUGAUUGAAUGCUCGCUUUUGCGGUUUAUAAUAUUAUGUAUAUUUCCUUUGGAUUUUAUCUGUGAUUUUAUAUAUGGUGGUGUUGUACGUUGGUGUACU
Ipomoea triloba (trilobed morning glory) is the source of this 814-nucleotide messenger RNA. RefSeq names its product casparian strip membrane protein 1-like. The record is from RefSeq and is a predicted model, not a curated record. The transcript has 3 exons. Lineage: Eukaryota; Viridiplantae; Streptophyta; Magnoliopsida; Solanales; Convolvulaceae. Bases 61 to 696 code for a protein of 211 amino acids.